This is a messenger RNA of Darwinula stevensoni, 259 nucleotides long. Lineage: Eukaryota; Metazoa; Arthropoda; Ostracoda; Podocopida; Darwinulidae. The record is from the annotation of a GenBank genome assembly.
UUAUUUUCUCGCAGCCACGAUGACGACCGUGAUCGUAUCCAGCACGGUCGGGGGUCAGCUGACCAUCCCGGUCCUCAUCGGGAACGGACUGUCUAGGGACUGUCUAGGGACUGUCGGGGGACUGUUCUGGGGACUGUUGCAGCUGAUGGAGACGUCCGGGCCCGGGAGCUUCCUCGUGGUCACGUUCUUCCUCUGCUUCAUCAGCCUCCUGGCGUUCGCGGCGCUCUGGGUCGUCGGGUUCUCGGUCGUCAAGGACGCG